Molecule: messenger RNA, 2649 nt
Organism: Penicillium maclennaniae
Lineage: Eukaryota; Fungi; Ascomycota; Eurotiomycetes; Eurotiales; Aspergillaceae
Product: cullin family protein
Exons: 5
Coding region: 1-2649 (882 amino acids)
Biological process (GO): protein ubiquitination; DNA damage response; ubiquitin-dependent protein catabolic process
Cellular component (GO): Cul4-RING E3 ubiquitin ligase complex
Molecular function (GO): ubiquitin protein ligase binding
Source: RefSeq, a predicted model, not a curated record
AUGCAGCAGCACUCGAGCGGCGACACCGAGAGGAGCGGUAAGCGCAAAUCGAUUGGCAAGAGGAAGCUUUCUGAUCACGGAGAGCCAUCGCAGCCGCAGUCCCAGAGGACUAUCUCUGAACUUCUGUCAAAGAACCUCCCUCGGGAUAGCCUGCCGUCAACUACCUCCCCAGUCUCCAAACGGUCCCGUUUGUCCCUCUCUCCCUCGCGCUCUUCGGCUCACCCAGUCUCGCCCACCAAGAUGUAUAACUUCUCCGGUUCGCCACCCAAGAACGGCGCUGCCUUUGGACGAAGCAUUCCAGCUAUGAAUCCCUCAUCAAUCAAGAAGCCGGCGUCGAACCCGAAUGCGCGACAGAAUAACUUCAGUCCCCAAGCUGGUGCCAAGAAGCUCGUCGUCAAGAACCUGCGCACCGGACCUCGGGUCAGCCAGGAGCCAUAUUUUGACAAGAUCUGGGCGCAGCUCGAUGCGGCCCUGUCGGCCAUAUUCGAGGGCAAGAAGCCGGAUAUCUCUUUGGAAGAACUAUACAAGGGCGCCGAGAACAUCUGUCGGCAAGAGCGGGCCGCCCUACUGGCUAAGAAAGUCCAAGAAAGGUGCAAAGACUACGUUGCUGGAACCCUGCGAGACAAUCUGGUGAAAAGAGCAGGUGGCGGGACCAAUGUUGAUACAUUACGGGCAGUGAUCGAAGCAUGGUCGGCGUGGCAUUCACGACUAGUCACUGUUCGCUGGGUAUUUUAUUACCUCGAUCAAUCCUUUCUUCUGCACUCCAAGGAAUUUCCCGUGAUCCGGGAAAUGGGAUUAAUCCAAUUCCGCUCCUACAUUUUCGCCGAUCGAAGCCUCAAGCCCAAGAUAUUACAAGGUGCCUGUGAUCUCAUUACCGCGGACAGAGGUGGGGAAGGAGGUGGAAUGCCUGAUCCUGCGUUACUGCGGGCUUCUAUCGAUCUCUUUCACAACCUCGAUGUCUACAAUAAUGAUUUCGAGCCUUUGUUCAUAAACGAAACCGAAAAGUUCGUGGCUACUUGGGCUCAGCAGGAGGCUGAAGGGGACCUGGCAUCGUAUGUUGCCAAUAGCCACGGAUUGAUUGAGCGUGAGAUCGAGCGCUGUGCGCUGUUCUCUUUCAACCAGAGCACAAAGCAGAAGCUAUCGGAGCUUCUGGACCGAGUUCUGGUUUCUGAGCAGGAGGAUGAUCUUCUUGCAAUGAAUGAUGUCCUUGGCUUGAUGCGAUCAAGUAAUAAGAGCGCUUUGAAGCAGCUCUACUCUCUUCUCAGCCGGAGAGGCUUGACCAACAAAUUGAAACCGGCUUUCAAUACCUUUAUUGUGGAAGAAGGGUCCAGCAUCGUAUUCGAUGAAGCCAAUGAAUCAGAAAUGGUCGUACGCUUACUCCAGUUCAAACAACAGCUAGAUGCUACCUGGGCAGAAGCGUUUGAUCGAGAUGACGACCUCAGCCACGCUCUUCGUGAGGCCUUUGCCAAGUUUAUGAACAUUGGAAAGAAGUCCGAAUCUAGCGGUGGCACGGACAAUACGAAGACUGGUGAGAUGAUUGCCAAGCACGUCGAUCGACUGCUGAAAGGCGGGUUGAAGGUAAUGACCACCGGCGUGGUCGGCCAGGAGGACGUUACAAUGGCGGAUGAAGAUGCCGAGAUUGACCGGCAACUUGACCAAGUCCUCGAUCUAUUCCGAUUUGUGCAAGGAAAGGCGGUGUUUGAAGCAUUUUACAAGAACGACCUUGCUAGGCGUUUAUUAAUGGGCAAAAGCGCCAACGACGACGCGGAAAAGAGCAUGCUCGUGCGACUCAAGAAAGAAUGCGGCUCAAGCUUCACUCACAAUCUGGAAUCGAUGUUCAAGGACAUGGAUGUGGCGCGUGAUGAGAUGGCAGCUUUCAAUGAGGAUAAAAUUAUGAGAGGACGGUCGUCGAUUGAUUUGCAUGUCAGCGUAAUCUCUGCUUCUGCGUGGCCAUCGUACCCGGACGUCCCGGUGACGAUUCCACCGAUCGUUGCAUCGGCUCUCGGCGACUUUGAGAAAUUCUACAGCAAAAAGCACACCGGUCGCAAGCUUCAAUGGAAGCACCAGUUAGCGCAUUGUCAACUACGUGCUCGCUUCCCCAAGGAGAAGGUCCCGAAAGAUCUGGUCGUCAGCUCCUUCCAAGCCAUCGUGCUGCUGUUAUUCAAUGAUGUUGCCGAGGGCGACAGCAUGAGCUAUGCUGACAUCAAGGAAGCGGUUGGGCUUUCGGAUCCGGAGUUGAAGCGCACUCUGCAAUCGCUCGCCUGCGCCAAGUAUCGAGUCCUGACCAAAAACCCCAAGGGCAAAGAAGUCAACACCACAGAUCAGUUCUUGUGGAAUGCAGGUUUUACCGAUGAAAAGCGGCGCAUCAAGAUCAAUCAAAUCCAGCUGAAGGAGACCAAAGAGGAGAACAAGACAACGCAUGAGCGGGUAGCGGCAGACCGGCAUUACGAGACGCAGGCGGCCAUUGUGCGGAUCAUGAAGGGUACCAAGGAGCCGAUUACGCACCCUCAGCUCAUUGCAGAUGUCAUCAAGGCGACCCAGCACCGCGGCGCACUCCAACCGGCCGACAUUAAGACCAAUAUCGAAAAACUGAUUGAGAAGGACUACAUGGAACGUGUCGAGGGUAAUAAGUACAGCUAUGUGGCAUAG